Molecule: messenger RNA, 757 nt
Organism: Durio zibethinus
Lineage: Eukaryota; Viridiplantae; Streptophyta; Magnoliopsida; Malvales; Malvaceae
Source: RefSeq, a predicted model, not a curated record
CUUUCAUUUACCAAGUCCUCCUUCUUCCUGGCCGCGCCAAAGCAAAACCAGCAGCAACCAUGCAGAUCUUCGUGAAAACCCUAACAGGGAAGACCAUAACAUUGGAGGUUGAGUCGUCCGACACCAUCGAUAAUGUCAAGGCCAAGAUCCAAGACAAGGAAGGCAUCCCACCGGACCAGCAACGCCUAAUCUUCGCCGGGAAGCAGCUCGAAGACGGUCGAACACUAGCGGACUACAACAUCCAGAAGGAGUCCACCCUCCACUUGGUCCUCCGCCUCCGAGGUGGUGCCAAGAAAAGAAAGAAGAAGACUUACACGAAGCCCAAGAAGAUCAAGCACAAGAAGAAGAAGGUGAAGCUCGCUGUGCUCCAGUUUUAUAAGGUGGAUGAUUCUGGAAAAGUCCAGAGGUUGAGGAAAGAGUGCCCUAAUGCAGAGUGUGGAGCUGGCACUUUUAUGGCUAAUCAUUUCGAUAGGCAUUAUUGUGGGAAGUGUGGCUUGACUUAUGUCUACCAGAAGGCUGGUGGUGAUUAGCUUGGUUUUUUCCUUGGAUUUUUAUGGUAUUGUUAUGAGUUUUUAAAUUGGCUGUUUUGGUUUUAAUUUUAAUCCUACUUUUUAUUUAAUUUAGCACUUUUGAAGUGGAUGGUAAUUUUUGGAAUUUUAACUAAUGUGGUUCCUUCAUUCCUUUUCUUUGAUUGUUGUUCUAAUUCGUUGUAUUUGGUAUGGUGAUUGUAAUGAUUCUUUGGUUAGUACGUAUAAGU